CGGCUCUGCCCUGCGGUGAACGGACGCUUCUGCUUUUACCACGUCACUCCGGAUCUGCUGUAUAACUUCACCUGCUGAGCAAUCUGCUGCUUCACACCACAGCUGUUGUGAGAUCUGAGCAUGUCGAGGACUCACAAAGUGAUACUAUGUCACAACAUGAAAACACAAUGGACAGACGACCUGUGGAGAGAUCACAGACCAAAGACAACAGACUGUAUCCAUCACUGCCCAACACAGACAGGUACAAGGUUUGUGUGGCGGACCGCUCCACAGGAGAAAAGCUUCACACAGCUGCAGUUUAUCCUCCCGACAGUCUCCCAAAGUCGGAAGCGGCGGCUGCCAGCUGUGUCGUCCGAAUGAAAGCACAGAUACUUCUCUUGGAUGAGCAAAGGCAGGAGCUUCUUUCUAUUAAUGAGAAAUGGGCAAAAGAAUACCGCACCAUGGCACAUUACUACAAAGAGAGGGUCCAAGCUUUAAAAGCAUUACUGCAACAUGAUCACGCUGAGGAGGAGAUGAGUGAAGAGGGAGAAAAUAAAGUCACAUUAUCCAAGAAAGUCAAGGAUCAAGAGAACGCAUGGACUGGAGACGAGUUACUAAAAGCAGAAAAAGAGGCAGAAGAGCUGCGAGCACAAAACAGCAGUUUGACACGAAAAGGGCAGCAUCAGCACGAGGAGAUCCGGCGAUUGAACAAGGCUCUAGAUGAGGCACUUCACACUACUCAGCCUCUCAGUGUGAGCAGUGAAACACUACAGGAUCUCUGGAAACAUCAGGCAGAAGUCUACAAAGAAGACUUUUUGAAGGAGCGCCGGGACAGAGAGAAGCUUAAAGACAAGUAUCUGGAACAAGAGAAGAAGUACAGAAAAGUUCACAGUGAGCUACGAGUCCUCAAAUCUCAGGUGACGUGGACUCCGACACCACGGCCUGUCCUCAAAAGCAGCAGCACAAAUACGGCCGCAUGUCCACAGUGGGAGGUCCGCCAGAUCAACCACCACAUCCAGCUACAAAGACGGCAGGCGUUCAACAACAAACCGUGAAAAUCCGACGACCUCUUUGUGUGAUAAUGUAUGUUUGUGCGUGUCUCAGAUCACAGCUCAUCAUUAGCAGGGUGAGACUUUGAAAGGUUAUCAAGGAAGCGAGCUCUGUUCUGUUUUCAGUCCUCGGCCGACCGUCUGCUGCAGGUUCAGGUUCAGGUUCAGCUUCAGGUAGUUUUCGUCGUGGUCGUAACGAGGCCAAUCCACCAGUCCGGGCCCAUUGGGAGUCCUGGGAAGCAAAGACAUAAAAAGACACUUAAACAGCCUGUGACAAUAGAAAUGUGAUCCUCUAGUAUACACACUUCCUAAGAAGAGGAAGCAGCAGAUAUGAAAUUAAAUACUCUACCCAUUGCGUGCAAAGUUUGCUAUGUAAGCCAUUGCGAGCUUGCUCAGUUCCUCCUCUUCUUGUGACACAGGUCCUGAGGGAGAUAUCAAUUAUUGCACUGCCCAAAACACUAUUGACUUUAUCUCAGGUGCAGCCAUGUAUGAGGGAUCUUCCUGUUUCAAGUACCUGUAACCACAGUGUGCCCGGUGCAAAAAGAGGAACGUCGUCAUAGUGGUCAGCUCUGACAGAAGUUGGCCUCGUCCCGUUGUGCUGAAACUCGUAGACAUACACGGGCACGCCCGCAUCUGUCGGGAGGGAAUUAAAAAUGCCAGUCAUGGUUGUGUGAGGACAAAGGAUGCGAUUAGAUUCUGACUCACUAUGAAGCACCUCCGUGGUAUGCAGACACUUUAAGAACGGGGAGAGCGAGCACCAUGUCGCCGAGUGUCUCAGUGAAAGCGUCCCGCACGUUCUCCGGAGAGUCGUCCUGCUGCAGGUAUUCAUUCAGCAUGACCUCAUUUAAACCUGAGGCCUGUCAGAGGAAAAGAUAGAGAUUGUAAGAGAAGAAGAAGUAAUAUAUAGCAACAUUUAUUUUAACAGUAUAUUUAUAAGUGGUUUUUAUUUUUUCCUUCCUGUUUCUUGUGUAUUUAUCAUGAAAAUAAAUCAUUGAAUGUG
This is a messenger RNA of Anoplopoma fimbria (sablefish), 2028 nucleotides long. RefSeq names its product TNFAIP3-interacting protein 1-like. The transcript has 10 exons. The coding region runs from base 147 to 1034 and encodes 295 amino acids. NCBI's taxonomy places the organism in Eukaryota, Metazoa, Chordata, Actinopteri, Perciformes, Anoplopomatidae. Gene Ontology annotation, biological process: cellular response to lipopolysaccharide; regulation of transcription by RNA polymerase II. The record is from RefSeq and is a predicted model, not a curated record.